Molecule: messenger RNA, 2340 nt
Organism: Musca domestica (house fly)
Lineage: Eukaryota; Metazoa; Arthropoda; Insecta; Diptera; Muscidae
Exons: 6
Coding region: 791-2107 (438 amino acids)
Source: RefSeq, a predicted model, not a curated record
CUCAAAUUGACACCGAGACGUGGUCAACUUUCGGUACCAACAACAGCCGUGCUUAAUUUGUCCAUUUGUAAUAUUGGUAAUUGCAGCCGAUUACACACGAGUAAAAAAUGACAACGGUGGUGCAUGAUUCACACACGGUCGUUGUCAAUAUGACACCGGUCGUGUAUGAAUUAUGCACCACCACCUGCAUAAUGAUGCACCACCGUUGUUACUUUGUACACCGACGUGCAUGAAUCGUACACGAUCGUUGCCAUUUUAGCAACUACCGUGUAUGAAUCAUGCACCACCGUUGUCAUUUUUUUUACUCGUGUGCAAUCGGCUGCAUAUUUACCAUUUUUUCCGUGUUAUUGAAAGAGAAAGGACGCAUUGUGCAAAAAAUUUAUUGAAAAUGAAUAAUAAUUCGCAAGAUCCUCAAAAUAUCAUUGGUGAGUUGUUAGAAAUCGAUGGCAAUAUUGUUGUGGUUCGCGAUACAAACCAUUGCAGCAGUCAAGAUGCGGAAAACAAUGAGGACGAUUAUAUGUUAAGGGAGUUCUUAAAAGGAAUAAAUAUGGAGUCGCUUUUUGAACAAUUAAAAGGUAAGUAAAUAAAAAUGAAUUUUUCAGUUAAUCAGUGUAAUUAACAAAGAAUUUUCUUUUUUGUUCUUUUAGCAUCACAUGUAACAUUUCGCAGCUUGCAGUACUUGAAAAAAGAAGAUUUAAAGGAAGCAGUGCCACCAUUGGGACUGCGUGUUGAAUUCAGAGAAAAGCUCUUUGCUUGGAAAAAACGAAAGCUCGGGAUUGAUGACGAAACUAUGUCAGUUCCAUCUAAAAUAGGUGAAUGGUGGAAACGCAACGAGACACCUGCAAGUACUCCUGGUACUCCCGACACUACAGGUUCGAACUGCUCAAAAGCCAAAGGAAUUUUGUCAGAGGAUCUAACGGAAUUGUUAACACAUACCUCGAAGGGGAAACUAGCGCUUGAAUGUAGUAGCGUUAAUAAGAAAUUAAGUGACGAGCAAAGAGAUGAUAUAAUUAAUAUAAUUAUUGAAGAUAUUUUAACCAACAAUGUUACUCUUUACACUCAAGACUAUAUGCGCAUAUUGGAUGAAAUUUGUUCCGUUUUUCCUCUUGAAAACGAAAUGAGGGAUUAUUAUUACAUUUCAAGAAAAGGAAAGAACAACGCAAGCGGAAAACUUUAUGCCAAGUAUAGAAACAAGAAGUCCAAAAGAAUAAAGCUUUUGAUUUCCGAGCCUAGCACAAGCAAAGCAGCAACUCACACAUCUCCUAAUUUUUGUAACAAAGAUGUUCCCGAAAUUGAUGAAUCAGUUGAAAAUUCAUUGAAAGCUUCCUUACUAAGAGAAUGUAAUGAUUGGGGAUCGAUCUGCGAAAAAUGGAAAAGAUCUUUUAACAUACGGCAAAGAGAUAUAAAAAAUUUAAGUAGCCAUACAUUUCUCCUUGAAUGGACGAAGUUGUCCGAUGCAAGAGCUUCAGAAUUGGUCAACAUUGAUUUCGAUAUUAUGUAUCCACAGAAAGGCAAUCUUCUACUUUCUAAAUGGGACCAAUUUAAGAAAAAAAUUUACAAUUAUUAUGGGAAAAAUAUUCAUAACGAACAUUGCAAACAACUCUUCGCAAAUGUUUUGACGGCAAGCAGCAUAGAUGCUCAAGAUUAUAUAUACGCAAUACUGUUGAAUUCAGUUUUACCAUCACCUGCUAGGUUUAAAUGUGGAAACGGUAAAUUACGAAAAAAAGUAACAAUAGCUGAUUCGCAGGAAAGUUUCGUACUGCGACUACCGACAAUUAACGAUUAUAAAAGGCAAAUUGAUACAGUCACUGAAAAGUAUUACAAUGCUGGAUUAACUAUACAGCCAUUUAUAAUUGUGGAGGGUUUGUCCGAUUUCAAUAUAAAAGGUUUUUAUGUUUUUUUUAACCACAAUUUGUUAAAAUUUCAAUCGUUCCUCGAAUGUUUAGAUACAUGUUUUAAAAUUUUUCAUGCACUUUCUUUAAAAUAUCCAAAUGCCUGCCAAAUUCCAUGGAUUUUUAUCCAAAAAUAUUUUUAUGAAAUUAAUACUGUAUAUGAUAUAAAAUCAGUUAAUUUGACUUCACUUAUUAAUUUCUGCAACAAUAAUUAAAGUACAAUUCAAAAUGUAUAUUUGCUUUCGUUGCCGUAAGCAUUUUGAUAAGGCAAAUCUUUUAAUAGCUCAUUUGAAAACAGACCAUUUAAUGUCCACUAAAUUUUUAAAAGUACAAUGCGUUCAGGACAACUGUAAGCAAACAUUUACAAAAUUUACGUCAUUCAGAAUUCAUUUAGAAAAACUUCACAAGAAUCACACAAAAGCUCCACCAAUGGUUAAAGCCAUUAAUG